AUGGCCCAAGCUACUAAACACGAAACAGCGAGAAAAGCGAUGGAUCAGCUGAAUAGCCAGCUAAAUGAUGACACUGUAUACAAAAUGGUGAAAGUGCUUGCAGCUCAAAAACAAGUAGUUGCUGGCUUGCUCUACUAUCUCACAGUGCUGGCUGCACCCACAAACUGCAAGAAAAGUUCUGGAAUUAUGGAUUCUGCCAAAUGCGCUGUUGACAAAAGCCAGCCGGAAAAGCAAUUCAAAAUCAAAGUAUGGGAAAAAGCGUGGGAGAAUUUCUUUAAAGUGACGCUGGAGUGA
Molecule: messenger RNA, 294 nt
Organism: Gongylonema pulchrum
Lineage: Eukaryota; Metazoa; Nematoda; Chromadorea; Rhabditida; Gongylonematidae
Source: the annotation of a GenBank genome assembly